UAGACUUUUUCUAUAUUUUUAUCCUAGUUCUAGGUUAGAACUUAGAACCAAGCAAGCCCUAACCAUGCACGUUAUUAUUCACGGGUAAAUCGUAAUCGUACUCUCAGCUACCAAAACAGUUAACGUGCAGGGCAAUACAGGUUCAAGAAUCAAGAGAGAGAAGACUAGGAAAUAUCCGCACAAAUUUUUUAACGCGAGCGAUGCGGAGUUAGGCCAAGUAAUCCACGAUCUCCACGAAACAGAUUGAGCAUAAAUAUGGGUUAUUAUUUGCGACCGCGUUCGUUGAAACCCUACAACGAUCUUAAUUAGGAGUGGUACGUAGGAGUAGCGCGCUAACCUCUUCUCAUCCCAUGCAGCACGCCGACGACGACAUGCCAACCCACCGGCGGUGGGCCGACCUCCACGCCGGCCUCGUCUCGCGCGUCGCCGACCUCUGCGCGCUCCGGGGCUACGCCUCCUGCCGCGCCGUCUGCGCCUCGUGGCGCGCGGCGCUCCCGCCGCCGACCUCGCGGCCGCUCGCCCCCGUCGCCGACACGGCGAGCCGCCACGGGCCACUGUCGCUGGCCGUCUGCUCCGUCCACGCGCAGCGCUGGUCCCGCCUCCUCGGCCUCCGCCAGCCGUCGGGGCUAGCCAACGCCACCGGCGCCAGCCGCUGCGUCGGCGCGCGCGACGGGUGGGUCGUCCUCGCCGCCGCCAACGCGAAGGGCGCCGCCGCCGCCGCCGCGAGCGUCGUCCUGCUGUUCAACCCGGUCACCGGAGUGGAGAUCCCGCUGCACGCGUCGCUGUACGAUCCCAACUGCGAGCGCGCGCCGGCGGCGUCGACGUCGCCGGCGCCGAAGGUCGUGUUCUCGCCGUGCCCCACAGCGCGUGACCUCGCCGCGGUGAGCAUCUGCCGGCCGAACAGGCUCGCCGUCCAGAGGACAACCGACGGGCACUCCUCCGCCCUCGUCCUGGACACCGCCGCGCUCAUGGACAGCGACGACCUCGCCGACGUCGCCUUCGACGGCAACGGCAGGGUGGCGUACUGCCUGACGAGGCACGGCGCCGUGCACGUGCUCCGCCUCAACCGCCGCCGCCACCGCGGCAGGCUGCGACCCAUCGAGAUCGAGCCACUCGUGGCCGGCGCCGUCUUCCCCUCGCCGUACGACACCAUCGCCCGGUUCACGGACGCCAAGAACCUGGUGCUCUGCGGCGGCGCGCUGUACCAGGUGUGGAGGCGGCCGAGCGGCGCGGGCUCCGCCGUCGCGCCGGCCGGGAUCUGCGACCAGCAGCUGCUCCUCAUCCCGGAGGGCGCCGUCUUCGUCCUGAGGUACGAGCCGCCGGCGUCGGCGGCGGCGGGGGGGAGCCGCCGGCCGCCGUGCUGGUCGGAGUCGAAGGAUCUCGGCGGCCACGCGGUGUUCCUCGGGGCGAACGACGCCGCGGCGGCGGCGCGCUGCGGCGACGGCGCGGCGGAGCUGAUGAGAGGCGACUGCUUGUACUACUGGGCCAGCCGCGCAGAGGGGGACUACGAGGCCUUCGUGUACAGCAUGGCGGACAGGAUGUCCACGCGGUUGCCGCCGGCGACCGGUGGCGUGUCGAGCCCGCUUUGGUACUUCUUGCCGGCCGGCGCGGCGAACGUGCAAGCAACGACGACGACCGCUAUGGAAGCUGCAUCAGAGGAAGUGAGCGUCGCAGUUAUUACAGUAUAAUUUCAUGGUUCAUAUCACACCGGUCUCUCUAUAUAGGAGUAUGUGCUAGUA
Oryza sativa Japonica Group (Japanese rice) is the source of this 1739-nucleotide messenger RNA. RefSeq lists its product as uncharacterized. NCBI's taxonomy places the organism in Eukaryota, Viridiplantae, Streptophyta, Magnoliopsida, Poales, Poaceae. The record is from RefSeq and is a predicted model, not a curated record.